AUACACAAAAAUAGGUGUAUGUUAACCAACUACAGAUACAGUGAGGCGCUUAUCAACACUAUGCGUUACUUGAGGUUUUUGUAUUAGAAGCUUUUCUAAUUUAUCAUUUUGUUCCUAAUUUAUCUGAAAACACAGGCUUCGAGAUUCAGAUAGUUCGUUUUCACUUGUUUAAUAGUAUCUGUUUUACUAUGAUUAUUCGACCUUGUCGAUAGAUAUCUUCAGAUUACUUUUUUCGCUAUUGUUGAAUCGAUAAUGAUUAAAACCAGUAUUUGUUUGUUGAUAACUGCUGUCUUUAUAGAUAUUGUGUCUGAAACGUUCAUGGUUCGUUGGUUGUUCUCUUGUAGAGACCCGUUGGACUUCGGUGAAUUCAUCGCAAUCAGGAAUUAAAACCAACCAAAUUAAGUUGACCAAAUUUCCAUUUUUUGAAGUUUUAGCGAUCAAAAUUUAUACAUAACGUGAUUUUCGUACAAUGUUUAGAUGUCAACUAUAUGGUCACUGCCAUUAUGAGCCAUUGAUGUGAAUGAGAUUCAUCUUGGUGUUUUGUAUGUAUAUUAGUCUUAUUUCAGAAACUAUGUAAGAAUUCUAGUGAUCACCACAACAGAAUAAUGUGUCGUGGUUUUCACUUUUUAAUUAUCGCUACUGUAAAGCUGACAUGAAAGUGAGAGAAAAUAGUUGGGGAAACCUUUUCGUUCAUGUAUUUAUCAUUACUUUCCAAGAAUUCCGUUUCCAGACCUAUAAUCUGUACUGCCCAAUUAAUUCUUAUCUCCAAAGACUUUCAUUCUCUUCAUGACUGCCAAACAAACGAUCCUGUUAAAGGUUUAUUUAAAGAUUAGAUUAAUCACUAAGAAGUCGGAUGACAAAAGCGUUACCUUCGAAAAGUGUCUAUGACCAAGUACAACAGGUUUGGCUCGCAGAAUUUUGAUAGAUUGACUCCAGAGGUAAUUAAAAAUGGAGGUCUAAUUUUGUUAGCUAAGCCGACUGAGAUACUGACCUGAGUCCUAGGAGUUGGACGUAGUCUCAUCUAACUGACCUCGAUCUCUGACGUGGUUUAAGUCAGUGACUGUCUCAAACUUUCAAAAUAUUUGAAAUCUUUAUCAUGUUAUUAAUUCGGGUUCUCGUAUUCAUAAGAUUCAUUACCUUUAUAGGGAAACUAAAGGUUUCAUGGAACAAACUUCAAUAAAGAGUUUCCUAUGUAUUGUGAUUUUAGGGAGAGCCGUCAUUUCUGAACACGUGGUAGAUGAAACGACCAAUUAGUGAUAAUCACAUAGUUUUCGACAAUAACCUAAUUGUUGACACAACUGCUCCUACAACCUCGAGAAGCUCGGAAAGCGCCAAGGAUUGCAGAAAACGAAAAGCCCUUCGCAUCCAAUAUCUAGCUGAAAGUGUACGAUUGCGUGAGCUUACUGUUAUAAAAAUGAAACGUGAUAUUGACAAAUUACUCGAGUUGUGCCAGUACAUAGAUCAAGGAGAUGUACCAGUGUCACUUUUGGAAAAGUGUGGGAUAUCAGUAUAA
Schistosoma bovis is the source of this 1513-nucleotide messenger RNA. The record is from the annotation of a GenBank genome assembly. Lineage: Eukaryota; Metazoa; Platyhelminthes; Trematoda; Strigeidida; Schistosomatidae.